This is a messenger RNA of Brienomyrus brachyistius, 953 nucleotides long. RefSeq lists its product as uncharacterized. Lineage: Eukaryota; Metazoa; Chordata; Actinopteri; Osteoglossiformes; Mormyridae. Gene Ontology annotation, molecular function: calcium ion binding. Gene Ontology annotation, biological process: homophilic cell-cell adhesion. Bases 249 to 953 code for a protein of 234 amino acids. Gene Ontology annotation, cellular component: plasma membrane. The record is from RefSeq and is a predicted model, not a curated record. The transcript has 2 exons.
UGUUACUGUAGUUCUUAAAUAUUUCAGAGAGUGUCGCUGUUCACCAGCUGUGGAGCCUUGGACACGUAUCCACCCAUUUGUGUAAUAUUUCUAAAAGCUGCACACUUAUUUUCCUGAGCUUUUCUGGUUGGCGAGUCGGUGGAAAGCAGAAAGCAGUAAUAAUAAUCUAAUUUGAUGUUGAAUAGGGGAUUACCUGUUUCAACUAUCAGCUGUUCCGUAAAUAUUUUCAGACUGGGUUCAGAGUCGAAAUGGAAUACAAAGGCUACCGUGGCAGGAUGCAGGCACUGCGGGUUUCUGUUAUAUUUCUGGUCAUCUCACAAAUAACGUAUGGAGACGUUAGUUAUUCUAUCCAAGAGGAGAUGAAACGCGGAUCAGUAAUUGGAAAUAUAGCAAAGGAUCUCGGACUUGAUGUUAAAGGAUUGUCUGCUCGUAAUGCUCGAUUGGACAGCGAAGGGACCGGGAGAGAAUUCUGCGACAUUAACCUGAAAACGGGAGAUUUGAUUGUGGCUGGCAGGAUCGACAGAGAGGAGCUUUGUGGGGAAAAGGCGUCUUGUCCCAUAAAAUACGAACUUGUACUGGAGAACCCACUGGAGCUACAGCGUAUUACACUCCAAAUCCAGGAUAUUAAUGACAACACACCCGUCUUUUCCAAAGAUCAAAUGAUGUUGGAAAUUUUAGAAUCGGCAAAUAAAGGAUCACGCUUUCCAGUAAACGAAGCACACGACCCGGAUAUAGGAGAAAAUGCAGUUCAAAGUUAUACACUACAAAAAAAUGAAUAUUUUUAUUUGGAUAUUAGUCCAAGUACGUACGGUGGAAAAUAUGCUGAGUUGAUAUUAGAAAAGGAGCUGGAUCGUGAACAAAAAGAAGAAUUAACAUUAUUACUUACGGCAGCAGAUGGUGGGACUCCUCAAAGAUCAGUUUUGCAUCAGGCGGAAAUCGGGACUGAUGUUUGA